Molecule: messenger RNA, 1038 nt
Organism: Priceomyces carsonii
Lineage: Eukaryota; Fungi; Ascomycota; Pichiomycetes; Serinales; Debaryomycetaceae
Product: dolichyl-diphosphooligosaccharide--protein glycotransferase
Exons: 1
Coding region: 1-1038 (345 amino acids)
Cellular component (GO): oligosaccharyltransferase complex
Source: RefSeq, a predicted model, not a curated record
AUGCUGAAUUGGUUACUUAAAAGGUCUUUCCUUUUAUUUGUUUUGAUAUCUCAUUUGGUGCUGUGUUUAUCCGAUACUUCUUCGAGGCUUUCAGCGAUAUCCCACGAAAAUGAGAACUUCGUCAUACCCGUCACCGAUGGUGAUUUAUCCCUAGUUUCGGGUGAUAGAGAUUUCUAUACAUUGUUGGUAUUGACUUCUAAUGACCCUCAGCAUGGGUGUGAACUUUGUCAUGAAAUAGAAUCAAUGGUGACUAGAGUGUCCAACGCAUGGUUUUCAGACUACGGUAGCACUAACUUCUUAUUCUUCAUAAACGUGGACUUGAAGUUCAAAGCUAAUUUUAAAUUAGCGAACCACUUAAAUAUUAAUACCGUACCUCAUAUUUGGCUCGUGCCGCCUGGAAAGCAGCGAGACAUCGAUCAGGACAAAGAGGUAACUAUUUUGGAUGAAUCUAGGUUUAUUUUUAAGGUUCCCAUAGCGUCAAAAGAUGAACAAGCAUUAGAAUUUGCUAGAUUUAUGUCAGAAGUCCUUCAAAAAAGCAUAAUCUUGAGAGAAGAGAAUCCAGUAUAUCACUUCCUCAGGGCCUUUCUUCCGACGUUACUUCUUGUUGUCAUUAUAAAGAAGAAAAACUCACAGUUUUUCAAUAAUUCUUCAAAAAAAACUAUUUACAUGGCUAUAUCUAUCCUCUUAAUCUUGACAUUCACUUGUGGUUAUCAAUUCUCUACCAUGGAAAAAGUUCCAUUUGUUGCGAAGAACGAUCGGGGUGGAAUCUCAGUUAUAAGUGGAGGCAUUCAUUACCAAUUUGGUAUCGAAACAAUCAUAAUUGCGCUCAAUUAUCUAAGCCUAGCCAUUUCAUUCAUUUCGCUUGUAUAUCUUGGCAAGUACAAAAUCACUAGUUCAAGCUUUAUCAAUUCGGAAGAGAAGAAGUUCAUUUUAAUUAAUUCAAAUGCAAUUGUUCUUUACCUUUUAUAUAGUUGUCUAACUAGCAUCUUCGAGACGAAGGAGCCUGACUACCCAUAUGGGCUCAAUAAGUUAUUUUAG